Molecule: messenger RNA, 990 nt
Organism: Gossypium arboreum
Lineage: Eukaryota; Viridiplantae; Streptophyta; Magnoliopsida; Malvales; Malvaceae
Exons: 3
Coding region: 165-575 (136 amino acids)
Source: RefSeq, a predicted model, not a curated record
UGUACAAAUCUAAUUGGAGAUUAACUGUGGAUAUUGAUUCGAAAGUAGUUCGUUUAAAGGUCGAUUUUUACUGCCCUGACUGCUAACUGUUGUUUCUCAGAUUUCUCUCCGUUUGUUCUAAUCCGCGACUUGAUCUCCUUCUCCAAAUCUUCAAAGGUAUUGAAAUGGCAGAAUCAAAGACAUUGAGAAAGCCUAUUUUCACCAAGGUGGACCAACUUCGCCCGGGGACUAGUGGUCAUACUCUUACGAUCAAGGUUGUCAAUACAAAGAUGGUAUUUCAGAAGGGUCGUCCUGAUGGUCCUCAAGUUCGUCAAAUUCGGAUUGCUGAAAGCUUGGUCGGAGACGAGACAGGAAUGAUUAUCUUUACAGCAAGAAAUGAACAAGUUGACUUCAUGAAAGAAGGUGCUACCCUAACUCUUCGAAAUGCAAAAAUUGACAUGUUUAAGGGGUCGAUGAGGCUUGCAGUGGACAAGUGGGGUCGUGUUGAGGUCGCUGAACCCGAUAGUUUCAAGGUGAAGGAAGAUAACAAUCUGUCUUUGAUUGAAUAUGAGCUCAUUAAUAUUGUUGAAGAAUAACCUUUGACCACCAACCCACUCCGGAUGGUGUUCACAUUGCUUCUGAAGAAGAAAAUCUGCUCUGGUAAACAUGUUACUCUGAUCUCAUCUUUGAAUAAGCUUAUGAAAGUUCGGUUCUAAAAUCAUCUUGAAGUUGCUUCUCGCCAUUGCAGCAAAUCCAGCAGAACCUUUGGUUGGGAACAUCAAACAGUUGGUGAUGGCUACUUGCUUUCAUUUGUUACUUUAAACUGUGUUUUUGGCUUACAAAUUAUACUUAGGUAGUUCAAUAUCAUGAAGUGUAUGCCUACAUGCUUCAUUUUAGUCUCGAAAAACUGUGCAUCCUGUCAUGGUGGUAUAAUUUUUUGUGCUGUAAACGUGUUUAUGCUACUUUUGUAUUUAUUUUACUUUUUGGCAUAUUAAUAGCUUGUUAAAUGAA